Lachnellula hyalina is the source of this 1230-nucleotide messenger RNA. Its product is annotated as putative FAD-dependent monooxygenase. Gene Ontology annotation, molecular function: FAD binding. The transcript has a single exon. Lineage: Eukaryota; Fungi; Ascomycota; Leotiomycetes; Helotiales; Lachnaceae. The coding region runs from base 1 to 1230 and encodes 409 amino acids. The record is from RefSeq and is a predicted model, not a curated record.
AUGGCAACACCCCCACCCCCCCGAAAACCAAUCCUCAUCUCCGGCGCCGGUAUCUCCUCCCUCCUACUUGCACAAUCCCUCCUCCGUGCCCACAUCCCCUUCCAGAUCUACGAGCGCGACUCCUCUAUCUCCUUCCGCGCCCAAGGCUACAGACUGCGUCUAUCAACCGAGGGUCUCGACGCCAUCGAAUCCGUGCUCAGCCCUGCCGAUUUCCAGGUCUUCUGGGACACGUGUGGGAAAACCACCGGGGCGGGCGGUGGAUUCACAGUCCUCGAUGCGCUGACUGGAUCCCCCCCUCCUUCGAGUGAAGGGGAGGAGGGGAAACCAAAGCGCCAAGACCAAGGCCCGCCCGUGUCCCUUACAUCCCGCGAUGGCAAGACGAUAGGGAUUUCGCGCGGCGAUAUGCGCAGGUUGUUCAUGGCGGGCUGCGAGCCGUUUAUCAACUGGUCGCACCACGUGACGGGGUACGAGGUGACGCCGAACGGCGUGCGAGCCGUGUUUGCAGAUGGUGGGAAGGGGGUUGAGGGGGAGCUGCUGGUUGGGGGCGAGGGGAUCUAUUCCGGCAUCGCGAAACAAGUAUCGGGCGGCAAACUCAAGACGUACGACACGGGCGCGCGAGGAAUCCACGGACAAGCGCCAACCACGGCCUUCAAGGGCCUAGGCGAAGGCGUCUGGGCCAUCCGCGAUUCUUCGCGGAAAGAGGGCGCUGUGUUCCUCAUCACGAAUGUCCGGCCGGGCGAUAUGGAUGAUGCCAGCGUGCAGUUUGGCUGGACCAUGGGCUCGCAUCCCGGAGUCAUUCGCGCGCCCAACGACGAUUACAGCACGAUUGGGGCCCCCGCCGCUUCUAUCGCACAGGACCUGACGACGGACUGGCAUCCUCGCCUCCGCCCCCUUUUCGCGCAGAUGAACGUGUCUGAAGCUGCGUUUUGGAAAAUCACCUGCUCGACACCGAGCGGGGUCCCGGAGUGGGCAAACGAAGCGCGUGUGACGGUGAUUGGGGACGCGGCGCAUAGCAUGACACCUGCUGGGGGCAUAGGCGCGAAUACAGCGGUGAGAGACUCGGCGUUGUUGGGGAGAUUGUUGGGGGAGAAGGGGGGGUGGGAGAAAGGGGUGACGGAGGUAUAUGAGAGGGGUAUGAGGGAGUAUGCCAGUGAGGCAGUUAGGGCGAGUUACGGGAUGGCUCGGACGCAAUUUGGGAUUCAUAUUGAUGAUAAUUCGACGACUGUUUGA